Molecule: messenger RNA, 582 nt
Organism: Dentiscutata heterogama
Lineage: Eukaryota; Fungi; Glomeromycota; Glomeromycetes; Diversisporales; Gigasporaceae
Source: the annotation of a GenBank genome assembly
AUGGGUCAUCCAAUUUCAGAAGCAAAAGUCGAUGAAAUCCCUUUCAACAUAAGGGAAUAUGAAAAAUAUAAGAAGCCACUUAUUCAUAAAUUGUUAAUAACUAAUAAAAUGAUCGAUAUGAGUGAGUGUAAUAUUCAUGCAUCAAUUGUGAGCGAGAAAAAUAAUAUAUUUUCGCUACAUGUGGAGUAUAUUGGUGGAAAUAAAAAUCGUCCAGUUAUUGUUAUUCAUCAGAUACAAGGUGAAAAGGCUAAAUGGUUUAGUAAUCAAAAUAAUCGAGUUAAAAUUAAACUUGGAUGGGUUAUCAUUGGGCCACCAACAAAUUUCGGUUUUAGUAUCCAAUACCCACUAGCACUCAAAAGCGGGAAAUACCGAGUUCUAGAAGCGAAGGAUUAUCAUAUAAUAAACAAUUGUGGCAUGUUUGGCACUUGCGCUUUAGAAGCAAAUAACAUUGCUCCACAAGCAAAAAAUAGAUCAGAUACAAGGACUGCUACUUACCGUAAAAUUAAUAACCCAAAAGAAUCAUCAUAUGUCAUUGGUAAUUACCUAACGCGUCAAGGAUCUGCAAGUCAAGAGUCUACGUAG